Molecule: messenger RNA, 7045 nt
Organism: Leptonychotes weddellii (Weddell seal)
Lineage: Eukaryota; Metazoa; Chordata; Mammalia; Carnivora; Phocidae
Source: RefSeq, a predicted model, not a curated record
AUGAAAAUCCAACAUUUCAACAGCAGACACAGAAAUGGGCCAUUAGACAACCUGAUUAUACUGCCCACAAAAACACCAUCCAUAACUGAUAGGAUAUGCUACAAGAGAAUUAAAUACAGAAAGAAUGGUUCUCUGAGGGACUGGUUUGUGGUAGAACACCAGACGAUGAGGUGGCGCCACAAGAAUAAGAAGAUGAUAGACAUGAUGUACUUUGUCAUCAUUAUGCUGGUGGUACUGAUGAGCUUUGGGGUCGCCAGGCAAGCCAUUCUCUUUCCCAAUGAAGAGCCAUCAUGGAAAUUGGCCAAGAACAUCUUCUACAUGCCCUAUUGGAUGAUUUAUGGGGAAGUGUUUGCGGACCAGAUAGACCCUCCCUGUGGACAGAAUGAGACCCGGGAGGAUGGCAAAAUAAUCCAGUUGCCUCCCUGCAAGACGGGAGCCUGGAUUGUGCCGGCCAUCAUGGCCUGCUACCUUUUAGUGGCGAACAUCCUGCUGGUCAACCUGCUCAUCGCGGUCUUUAACAAUACAUUCUUUGAGGUAAAAUCAAUAUCCAACCAAGUGUGGAAGUUUCAGAGGUAUCAGCUCAUCAUGACUUUCCAUGAAAGGCCAGUUCUGCCCCCGCCUCUGAUCAUCUUUAGCCACAUGACCAUGAUAUUCCAGCAUCUGUGUUGCCGAUGGAGAAAACACGAGAGCGACCCAGAUGAGAGGGACUACGGCCUGAAACUGUUCAUAACUGAUGAUGAGCUCAAGAAAGUACACGAUUUCGAAGAACAGUGCAUAGAGGAAUAUUUCAGAGAAAAGGAUGAUCGAUUCAACUCGUCCAACGAUGAGAGGAUACGGGUGACUUCAGAAAGGGUGGAGAACAUGUCCAUGCGGCUGGAGGAAGUCAACGAGAGAGAGCACUGCAUGAAGGCCUCGCUCCAGACCGUGGACAUCCGGCUGGCACAGCUCGAGGACCUCAUCGGGCGCAUGGCCACAGCCCUAGAGCGCCUGACGGGUCUGGAGCGGGCUGAGUCCAACAAAAUCCGCUCCCGGACCUCGUCCGACUGCACAGACGCCGCCUACAUCGUGCGCCAGAGCAGCUUCAACAGCCAGGAGGGGAACACCUUCAAGCUCCAAGAGAGUAUAGACCCUGCAGGUGAGGAGACCAUGUCCCCAACUUCUCCUACCCUAAUGCCCCGUAUGAGAAGCCAUUCUUUCUAUUCAGUCAAUAUGAAAGACAAAGGUGGUAUAGAAAAGUUGGAGAGUCUUUUUAAAGAAAGGUCCCUGAGCCUACACCGGGCUUCUAGCUCCCACUCGGUAGCAAAAGAGUCCAAAGCUCCUGCAGCCCCUGCAAACACCUUGGCCAUCGUUCCUGACUCCAGAAGACCGUCUUCGUGUAUAGACAUCUAUGUCUCUGCCAUGGAUGAACUGCACUGUGAUAUAGACCCUCUGGACAAUUCCAUGAACGUCCUUGGGCUGGGUGAGCCCGGCUUUUCGGCUCCAGCACCUUCCACAGCUCCUUCAAGUAGUGCCUAUGCAACUCUUGCUCCCACAGACAGACCUCCAAGCCGGAGCAUUGACUUUGAGGACAUCACCUCCAUGGACACUAGAUCUUUUUCUUCAGACUACACCCACCUCCCAGAAUGCCAGAACCCCUGGGACACCGAGCCUCCGCUGUACCAGAGCAUCGAGCGUUCCAAAAGCAGCCGCUACCUAGCCACUACACCCUUCCUUCUAGAAGAGGCCCCCAUCGUGAAAUCUCAUAGCUUUAUGUUUUCUCCUUCGAGGAGCUACUACGCCAAUUUUGGGGCGCCGGUGAAAACAGCAGAAUACACAAGUAUUACAGACUGUAUCGACACAAGGUGUGUCAAUGCCCCUCAAGCGAUUGCUGACAGGGCCACCUUCCCUGGCGGUCUUGGAGGCAAAGUGGAGGAUUCAUCCUGCUGCCAUCCCGAGCGAGAAGCAGAACUGAGUCACCCCAGCUCUGACAGCGAGGAGAACGAGGCCAAAGGCCGGAGAGCCACCAUCACAAUACCCUCCCAGGAGGGUGAUAACUCGGACAGAACCCUGUCCAACAACAUCACGGUUCCCAAGAUAGAGCGUGCCAACAGCUACUCAGCAGAGGAGCCAAGUGUGCCAUAUGCACACACCAGGAAGAGCUUCUCCAUCAGUGACAGACUCGACAGGCAGCGGAAUACAGCAAGCCUGCGAAAUCCCUUCCAGAGGAGUAAGUCCUCCAAGCCGGAGGGACGAGGGGACAGCCUGUCCAUGAGGAGACUGUCCAGAACAUCUGCCUUCCACAGCUUUGAAAGCAAGCACAACUAAACCUUCUUAAUAAGCAUUGCAGAAGGCUCAAGAAUCCAGCCCUAAAAUUCUCCCUGAACCCCACCUGUUCCCCUUCCUUGAAACGUACCUGCUUUAUUCUUAGCUGAGCAAAACAAGCGAUGCCUUGGGAGGUGUUAACUCAAAGGUGACUUCUGGGCCACAGAUUGAGAAAGCACUUUGCCUAGCCCAGUGCCAAACACAGGGGCUUUAAGUCAUGUUCACUCUUGAUGGGUAGGGAGGGAAGAGAGGGAGAAGAAGGGCUGUGGUGAAUGUGUAUGUCUGGUGACUUCAGAAAGCCAUGAGCUCUGGGAAUGAAGGGGCUUCGAGCACUCUCCAUGCCAGGAGGCAUCUUUCCAUUUCUGACCAUUAUCAAGAGUUUUAGGAUACAGGGCUAAAUUGCAAAAUAAGAUGAAAUAAAGUAGCCAGCAUACAAAUGAGAUAUUCUAAACUUCAAUUCUGUUUUCUUUUCACAUUGGCUCCAUCACUGGUGACUGAUGAAGAGCAUCCUUUUUAUUCAGUAUAAGCCGGCAGCAAGCAGUUCUACCUAACGUCCCACAUCCUUCUCAUGCCAACACUUCUGUAAUUGAUCAGUAUAAAGAAAAAACAAGGUAACAGUCAUAGUUCACCUGUCUCUUAUAUAUUCACUUCUGGUGCCACAACUGUUUAUCUUUCUUGAAGAAAAUAAAGGGAAAAGAAAUGCCUUUUUGUAUUGCAAUCAAAAUGAAAGAAGAAUUGAGGCUAAAAACAAAUGUCAAGUGGUAUAUUAUAUACGGUGGGCAUUCGAGUAUAGUCGAGCAAGCUCAGGAUGAAUGUAAUUACAUAAUUUUAUAUUUUUUAAUUUAUUUUGUAUCUCACCUGUCAUCAAUCAAGUCACUCACUGAAUAUGUGAUAGUGAACUAAAAGAAAAAAAUAUAUGCAGUGGGCAGAAGUCACCUAAAAUUGAGAUGUGGUGUACUGUUACAUUCUCACCAUCCGUGUCAUGUGUCAUGCUGCUGUGUGAUUGUCAUCAUUUGCAUGGCUCCACCAUGUCUUCUGAACAUCUCUCCAAGAUGUACCUGGAAAUUCUUCACACCACUCAUCACAUGACCAUUUUGUAUAUGAAGAUCUGCUCCCACGUGGAUAUUUUCAUACCUAGAGUUUUGCCGUUUAAUCUGAGCUCAGCAUAAAUUUCAUUGGAGUUUUUCAAGGGCUGGUAUCUUUUUUAUGGAAAUGUUCCAAAGUACUUUUUAAGGAAGUUUCAAAUCAUAAAUAACCUGAGAAUUGACUGGGAAUUUGGUAUCAACCCAAAGCCAUCAGUUGCAGGCAUACCAUGAAUAUUUUUCUUAUAUACAGAGCUAUAAAAAUGAUACAGUAGACUCAAGUAGAAAGCAAAUAAACUACGUAAAGACUUCUAUAGUAUAUGCUGCUUAUAUACAUAUAUAUGCAUUCACAUGGAGACAUGUUUAUAUAUAGUAUAUAAACAGGCAUAUAGAGCUUUCUUAAGAUUUCUUUUCUAUCACCGUGAGGUAUAAUCAGGAUAUUUUCAUAUUCAAGGAGUUCCAUUGAAAGAGUUCACUCUGUCAUGUUGGAUUUUUGACAGAUGUUGAAAUUAUGUUUUUUUUUAAAUCCCUGUGACCUUAACUCUUCCUUGUACCAAACUAAAGUUGCCAAAAUGACUGGCUUCCUGCCCUCUGCUUGUUUUCUGUCCGCAAACACUUGCUGCAAUGACAUCUUAUUUAGUCUGGUUUCUUCCACACAAAGUUGAUUACGCUAAGUACAAUCUGAAUUAGACAUGUGAUUCUAAACCAGAUAGUAUUACGGACUCUUUAAUACAGAUGUCCACUACUAGGUCAGAACCUGGAUUUGAAGGGGAAUAAAGAAAUCUUUAAAUCUUAAAAUCUUUAAAAUUUUGAAGACCCUCAAAUCUUCCGAUUCCUACUUGCAUCACUGAUUUUCAAAAGAAUAAAAUCUUUAAGGACAAUGACCUAAUGUUCUUGGCCCCCAAAAUACUAUGUGGUUCUCCUGUUGAGUUGUCAUUGUGAGCUCCAGAUUUUCUCAUAAUGUGAAAUCAAGUAAAUAACGUGGACAAAAGCUCUAGCCUUUAAGUUUGUUUUUGUUUUUUUCUUAACCCCUCUGCCCCUCUGAACAAGCCUUUUGGAUAUAGAAAUAGUUAUGAGGCCACAUAUAAAGAAUUAAAGAAUUCCUUUUCACUCUUUGGUAUUUGGGUGAAUCGGACACAAGCAACCAGACUCCCUCAUGUGUAAUUGCCCUAGAAAUGCUUACAUUUUUUAUUGAGCCCCACAUUGACUGUUUCCCUUUCAGCAAACAUGCCUUUGGUCUGAGAAUAAAUCAGUUGCCCUUAAACUUCCUUGAGUCAUGCAUCUCAGUGAGAAUCUUAUGAAAGCUCUGGGCCCUCUCCCCAGAAAAAAAAUAUACAUACAUGCAGAGUUGCAAUGUAACUUGAAAGGGUUCAUGUACCCCUGGUUCCAUGUUGCUUGAUAAUGAGGAAGAGGAACCAUGUUUGUUCAUAAUCAAUACAGUUGUAAUAGGCACUUUACAUUUGAGACCAUUUCUCUGUGAUUCUCAGGAAGGCCAAGUCUCAGCACCAGAGCUGGAACCAGGAUUUUGUUCUUUUCGUCCCUUAGAUUAUAUUUUGCUAGUUUGAUGUCCUUGUAUCCUAAUGUUUGAUGAUUUAAAAAGGCAGAAGGCUCUCUGAGUGAGUCUGUAGAGGAAUCCAAGGAGGAGGUGAAGCCAUUAUUCUUUGACCACAGAGCAGGACAUCACAGCACCUCUAGGGCCCCAUUCUGAACCGGACGGAAAGUGAGGGAAAGAAAUUAUGUGCACAAGUAUUUCCGUUCAUCAUGAUUUCUGGAGAGAACAGAACAGGACCAGGGAAAUGCAGUCCUUACCAGUCCUGACCUUGUGACUGCCUGGUUCUUUGGUUGUACAGGAAAACGAAGCUCUUACAUCUUUCGUGAAGUGUGCAAAAUAUAUAAGCCAAAUCUAAAUGACGUUAAAUGUAAACCGUGCAAUUCUCGUGAGCCAUUUCUUUCCUGUGCACAUACAUGUGUAUUCUCUUUCAACCCAUUUCUUCCCAUUUCUGGGUUCUCUGCACCCCACUGUGGCCUUGAUUCAGUGGCCUUGUGCAGUCAAGCUUAUGUUCAGCUCAUUUAUUCCAUCCCGUCCCUGAUCAAGGAGACGUUAAUUACCUGUCUCUGUGAAUUAAGCAGCUCAUGAGCAGCACAUUAUUGAGGAACGUAAAUAAAGUCAUAGAGAGCUCACAGAAGUAAUCGCUUUGGUUCCAUCAUCUGCUUCUGAGGUGCCAAUUUUUACAUGCUACUAUACAUAAUGAUUCGUUCUAAGUCGCUUGUUCCUUUUGGAAAAAAAAAAAUCAAGGGUGUUUUAUGAAAAUGGCCAUGGAAAUUCCCUGAUUGACCCACAUACUUAUAGUUAGAAACUUCCUCCUGGAUGGAUUUGAAUGAGGAGCUGGAAAUCUUGGACACAGUUGUCAUGGCUAGUUCGUAUAUUUCUCCAAGCCAGAAGGCGUAUUAGCAGGCAGAAUACAGCACUUUACCAGAACUGGCUUUCCUUUUAAGUCUAAGCUUCCAGGUCUAGGAUAUAUAUUUAGCACUUUGAAAGUCCCCCUUAAAAAAAAUAUAUAAAUAUAUAUAUAUACACACACACACACACACACAUAUAUAUAUGAAUAAUCCAAUGGGAAAAAUAUACUUGUAAAAACACACAGUGUGUUUCUUCUAAAUGUUUCAAAUAUAUUCUAAAAGAUGGUUUCUAUAGAUAAUAUUAUGGUAGAUAACUGGAUAGGACAUUAAUUCGACUUUCUGGGGCUAUACAGUCUAAUCUUCCCGAAUGUUUGGGCUGUUUAACUUCUAUCUUGGUAAUCAAUAUUCUCCAGUCAUCCAUCAUGUGCUAUCUAUAGACUGUACCAUUCGAUGUGUCGAGCAAUGCUGUAUUAUAAAACACAUGUACACAUACAUGUAACCCAUGUUUCACCCAGCAUAGUUGUAGCAUGUGGUUGUAUUAAUGAACGUUACAGGAUAGCUUUAUAAUCAUUGACCAAUCUGUAACAUUCAAUAAAGAAGCACAUGUUGCAAGGAUUAAGUAUGUUCCCAAUUCCAUGUUAUUCAGCAUCCUCGCAAAAUGAGCACUUUUGUUCCCGAUCUGCUUUAUGGCUUUCACAGUCCUCUAGCCCAUGAGGAAAUACCUGUAUAAGCCGAUGUACAUCCUCUAACCAGCCCCGUGAGCCAUGGUAGGCGAGUUGUGUUUUGCGAAAGACGAACUGGCAUGUGAUGCAAAAGACUCUCUGACAAAUGAACUUAAAAUAAUAUUUUAAACUCCAGUUGAAUUAGCUGUUUGUUUACAUCUGCUAACCCCCUGCAGAAGCAGUGUACAGUAUUUUAUAAAUAUGUUCCUUUAGUAACGCUGAUAUGUUUGUUUCUAGAUAAAGUGAUGCUACUGUGUAGGUGGUUAUAUAUGUUCUAGAUAUUGCAUUAUGACUCACUAUUCUUUAACAAUAGCAAUGUAACUUAAAUGAAGUAAUCCCUCUCCAAAUCCAGUCUUAAUUUCGUGGCAACAAAAUGCAUGCACUGCUUUAUGCGUUUCUUUUGACUUUUUAAAGGCACUUAACAUUUGACUAUUGCCUGCUGUAACACUUAACCCAGCUAGGAAUUCGCUCACGUCAUUGGGCUUCUUACACUGUUUGGGGAUUAUGUUCGAUUUUUAAAAAUUAAAAACUAAAAAAUAA